Messenger RNA from Fonsecaea erecta, 3084 nucleotides. Its product is annotated as calcium-translocating P-type ATPase, SERCA-type. Lineage: Eukaryota; Fungi; Ascomycota; Eurotiomycetes; Chaetothyriales; Herpotrichiellaceae. Gene Ontology annotation, molecular function: P-type calcium transporter activity; ATP binding; ATP hydrolysis activity. Gene Ontology annotation, cellular component: membrane. The transcript has 3 exons. The record is from RefSeq and is a predicted model, not a curated record. Gene Ontology annotation, biological process: calcium ion transmembrane transport; intracellular calcium ion homeostasis. The coding region runs from base 1 to 3084 and encodes 1027 amino acids.
AUGGAGCAAGCAUACGUGCGCUCAACGUCAGAGGUGCUGAGUCACUUCCACGUUACUGAAGCAGCCGGGCUGUCGUCUGCGCAAGUCGCGGAGUCCAGAAAACGAUAUGGAAGCAACUCUCUCCCGGAAGACCCUCCUACACCCUUAUGGCAACUCGUUCUCGAACAAUUCAAAGACCAGUUGGUCCUCAUACUGCUAGGCUCAGCGGCUAUAUCUUUUGUCCUGGCCCUGUUUGAAGAGUCGGAUGACUGGACUGCGUUUGUCGACCCUGUGGUGAUCUUGACAAUCCUCAUCCUGAAUGCAAUCGUCGGUGUGACGCAAGAGAGCAGCGCCGAAAAGGCCAUUGCAGCCUUGCAAGAGUAUUCCGCAAACGAAGCGAAGGUGAUUCGGGAUGGAUACGUCCAGAAGAUCAAGGCAGAUGAACUUGUGCCAGGAGACAUUGUUACUAUCGCCAUUGGAGAUCGGAUACCGGCAGACUGUCGACUGUUGUCCAUCCAAAGCAACAGCUUCGCAGUCGACCAGGCAAUUUUGACGGGCGAGAGUGAGAGUGUGAGCAAGGAGUGCAAAGCCAUAGACGAUGUGCAGGCUGUCAAACAAGAUCAGGUCAACAUGCUCUUCUCUGGUACAACAGUUGUGACUGGACACGCUACCGCAAUCGUCGUUCUUACGGGUAGUUCUACCGCGAUUGGCGACAUCCACGAGAGCAUCACUUCGCAAAUUUCGGAACCCACGCCACUCAAAGAGAAACUGAACGAUUUUGGUGACACUCUGGCCAAAGUCAUCACAGUAAUCUGUAUCCUGGUGUGGUUGAUUAACAUCCAGCAUUUCAAUGAUCCCUCGCACGGCGGAAGCUGGGCCAAGGGGGCCAUUUACUAUCUGAAAAUCGCCGUGUCAUUGGGAGUUGCCGCAAUUCCAGAAGGUCUCGCCGUGGUCAUCACAACAUGUCUUGCCUUGGGGACGAGGAGAAUGGCGGCCAAGAACGCUAUUGUUCGGAGUUUACCUUCAGUCGAGACCCUCGGUAGCUGCAGUGUGAUAUGCUCCGACAAAACCGGCACUCUCACGACCAACCAGAUGAGUGUUGAGAAGAUUGUCCAUCUCAGCGAAUCUGGUGAUGAGUUGGAGGAAAUCGAGGUCACAGGCACCACCUUUGCCCCGGCCGGAGACCUCAUCCGUAAUGGCAAGAAGCUCGAGAAUCCCGCAGCAAGCUCAGACACCAUAAAGCAAAUGUCAGAAGUCCUGGCGCUCUGCAACGAGGCCCAUCUGUCAUAUGACACAAAGAACGACACCUAUGCAAGCAUCGGAGAACCUACCGAGGGAGCUCUCCGCGUCUUGGUUGAGAAGAUUGGCACCGACAAUGUGGCUCUGAACGAAACUCGGGCCAGUCUGUCCAGCUCUGAGCGAGUCAACUUCGCCAGCAGGUACUACGAGGACAAACUUCCUCUACAGGCGAUGUAUGAGUUUUCGAGAGACCGGAAAAGCAUGUCGGUCCUAGCUGGAAGUGGUCAGGCCCAAAAGCUUCUUGUCAAGGGUGCCCCUGAAUCAAUCAUCGAGCGCUGCUCUCACGUCAUCUUAGGGACAAACGGCACGAAAGCUCCCAUCAACAAGCGGCACCAGGCCCUGCUCGCUCAGGAGCUCGUUGCAUAUGGACGACGUGGCCUUCGCGUGCUGGCGCUGGCUAGCGUGGAAAACGUCAGCGGCAACAAGCUCCUGCACACUGCGAAGAGCAACCGGGCGUAUGCUGAGCUGGAACAGAACAUGACCUUGAUCGGGCUCGUCGGCAUGCUCGACCCGCCUCGCCCAGAAGUGGCCAAGUCGAUUAUGAAGUGCAGAGAAGCUGGGAUUCGCGUGAUUGUCAUAACGGGUGACAACCAGAAUACUGCCGAGACAAUCUGCAAGCAGAUUGGCGUAUUCCAGCAAGACGAAGAUUUGAUCGGCAAAAGCUUCACCGGCCGGCAGUUCGACUCCCUCACGGAGAGCGAAAAGCUCGAAGCUGCGAAGACAGCAUCUCUAUUCUCGCGCGUCGAGCCCAGUCACAAGUCGAAACUUGUUGAUCUCUUGCAGGAAGCCGGCGAGGUGGUGGCCAUGACAGGCGACGGCGUGAAUGACGCCCCAGCAUUGAAGAAGUCUGACAUUGGAGUGGCCAUGGGCUCCGGCACCGAUGUCGCUAAAUUGGCCGCCGACAUGGUGCUGGCGGAUGAUAACUUUGCCACGAUCGAAAUCGCCAUUGAGGAAGGCCGCACCAUCUACAGCAACACCCAGCAGUUCAUCCGGUAUCUUAUCUCGUCUAACAUUGGAGAAGUGGUCUCGAUAUUCCUGACCGCAGCCCUGGGCUUACCGGAAGCAUUGAUCCCCGUUCAACUUCUCUGGGUGAAUCUGGUCACGGACGGUCUUCCGGCCACGGCCCUCUCUUUCAAUCCGGCUGACCACGAUGUGAUGCGUCGAACCCCGCGAAAACGCGAUGAGCCCCUCGUCUCGGGGUGGCUGUUCUUCCGAUACAUGGUUAUUGGCACGUAUGUGGGCGCCGCCACUGUCUUUGGCUAUGUGUGGUGGUUUAUGCUCUAUCCUUCCGGUCCGCAAAUCAGCUUCACGCAGCUCCGGAGCUUCCAUAAAUGCUCGCCAACAAACCCUCUCUUCGAGAACGUCAACUGCGACAUUUUUUCUGCCUCAUCGAUCCCGACACGCACGGCCUCGACUGUCUCCCUCUCCAUUUUGGUUGUGAUCGAGAUGUUCAACGCAAUGAACGCCCUCAGCUCCUCGGAAAGCUUGCUGCAGCUUCCGCUCUGGAAGAACAUGAAACUGAUCUACGCGAUUUGUCUCUCGAUGAUUCUACACUUUGGCAUCCUCUAUACACCCAUUUUACAGGGCGUCUUCUCCAUUGAGGCUCUGGGGUGGGAUGAGUGGAUGGCCGUGCUGUGGAUCUCGGCCCCGGUCAUCUUGAUAGACGAGGUCCUCAAGGCGAUCGAGAGAGCCGUCUACGUCAAUUCCAAGUCGGAGCGGCGGAGGCGAGCUAGUAUCUCGGGAGGUAGUGGUUUGAAAGGGGAAGGGAACGGGGCCGUGGCCAACGGCAAGAUAAAGGCGAAUUGA